Messenger RNA from Octodon degus (degu), 782 nucleotides. It is a transcript of the gene Rps9, whose product is annotated as ribosomal protein S9. Gene Ontology annotation, biological process: translation; positive regulation of translational fidelity. Bases 129 to 713 code for a protein of 194 amino acids. Lineage: Eukaryota; Metazoa; Chordata; Mammalia; Rodentia; Octodontidae. Gene Ontology annotation, cellular component: cytosolic small ribosomal subunit. The record is from RefSeq and is a predicted model, not a curated record. Gene Ontology annotation, molecular function: structural constituent of ribosome; rRNA binding. The transcript has 5 exons.
GCGUGCACGUUGCGUAAUGACAUCACGAGGCGGCGCCGGUGUUAUAAGAGCGAGCCGUAGGCGCGGGCGGCCCUUUUUCUCGGUCGUGAAGAUCUGCUCGCCGGCGCAGCCGGGCGCACGGAGCCAGCAUGCCCGUGGCGAGGAGCUGGGUUUGUCGUAAAACCUACGUAACCCCGCGGAGGCCCUUCGAGAAGUCCCGCCUUGACCAAGAGUUGAAGCUGAUCGGCGAGUAUGGGCUCCGGAACAAGCGCGAGGUCUGGAGGGUCAAGUUCACCCUGGCCAAGAUCCGCAAGGCGGCCCGGGAGCUGCUGACGCUGGACGAGAAGGACCCUCGGCGGCUCUUCGAAGGCAAUGCUCUCCUACGGCGACUCGUCCGCAUCGGGGUGCUGGAUGAGGGCAAGAUGAAGCUGGAUUACAUCCUGGGCCUAAAAAUUGAGGACUUUCUGGAGAGGCGCCUGCAGACUCAGGUCUUCAAGCUGGGCCUGGCCAAGUCCAUCCACCACGCCCGUGUGCUCAUCCGCCAGCGCCACAUCAGGGUCCGCAAGCAGGUGGUGAACAUUCCGUCCUUCAUUGUGCGCCUGGACUCCCAGAAGCAUAUCGACUUCUCUCUGCGCUCCCCGUAUGGGGGAGGCCGCCCAGGCCGUGUGAAGAGGAAGAAUGCAAAGAAGGGCCAGGGUGGGGCUGGAGCCGGGGAUGACGAGGAGGAGGAUUAAGCCCACCCUUCAAUUUCUGUCCAAGGAUUUAGUUUUCUAGUACAGAAUAAACCAGGAUGAAGAAAACCA